GUGCAGCCACACAUGCCUGAGCAGUGAGAGGCCCAACUCCCCUUGGCUGGCUGGCAUCCCAGAGGCACAGAGGGUUUAGUGAGCGGCAAGACAAGCAAAGUUUAGAGGGAGUAAAGGGGAUCCUGGUGCUUAUUUUUCAAAGGGUGUAUUUUUAUCCGCAGAGGGUGUGUGAGCAGGUUGCUUUGGAAGCUGACAGUCAUGGCGGAUACAGGGGUCCAGAAGAAGCACCAAGCUCUGGCAGAGGUGUCCUGCGAUGACGACGACAUCGCCUUGGUGGGCGCUGCCGCGGAGCCGGCGAUCGAUGGCGGACACCCUGCCGAGGAGCUCAAAAGCGAAGCACAGAUGAACGGCGUCAUGGUCCUGGCCCUGCUGGACAAGAUAAUUGGUGUGGUGGACCAGAUUCAGCAGACUCAGACCGGGCUGGAGGAACGUCAGGAGGCUAUGGAAAAGUCGGUCUCCACCAUCCAAGGGGAGCUGUCCAAACUGUCCAAGACCCACCUGGGGACAUCCACCACCACCACCAAGAUGUUAGACAAGGUUCGCAGGGUCAGCGUGAACGUCAAGAUGGUGCGCAAUAACCUCGAGAAGCAGGCGGGCCAGAUCAAGAAGCUGGAAAGCAACGAGUGUGAGCUACUCAAGAGGCGCAACUUCAAAGUCCUCAUCUUCCAGGACCAAAUGAAGGCCGCUGUGACUGCAAAGCCGGCAGAGACGGUGGCCGAGGACGGCAAGGUGGAGGGACUCCAGCAGAUACCAGAGGAGGAUGGCGAGGACCAGCCGGCCAACCUCAACUCUGACCAGGAGGUGGAAAUCGAGGAGAUCGUUGAGGAGUCCCGAACCAAACGCCUGCAGCGCUCCACCAAGAGGCAAGUGAACAGCAUCAAAAAGGCUUUCUCCAAGGAGGAGAUGGAGAAGACCAAGCUGAAGACCAAGGAGAACCUGGAGAAGACCAAGCAGAGGACCCGCGAGAACUUGGAGAAGACUCGGCAGAAAACCCGCGACAACCUGGAGAAAACCAAGCACAGCCUGGAGAAGAAGAUGAACAAACUAGGUUCACGUAUGACCCCCAACAUGGAACGCCGGGUUAAGAUGAAAACCUCCAAAGAGAAGGUAAAGAAGUCCCUCACACCUGACCACGCCCUCUACGCCCGAUCCAAGACCAGCGUCUACCGCGUGCCCCCCUUCACCUUCUACGUCAAGAAGAUCCGCGAGGGCAUGGAAGAAGAGCACCCCGCCGAGAUGACGGAGGUGGCCGACCUGCCCGAAGGCGAGGAGAACGGGUUGGGCGUGCACGUGGAUAUGGAGGAGGGCGAGCUGGUAAACAUAGACAGCCCAGAGAUGGAGGCCAUGCUGAGGGAUCCUCAGCUUGUCAGUGUGAAGGCGGACCACCGAGAGAAGACCCAGCGUGACUAGAGACUCCAUCCCGACAAAGGCAGAGGAAACACGGAAUCUCAGUAACCAUGAGGACUUGAUGCAAAUAUUCACAUUUGUUCCAUUCUCUUUUUUUUUGUAUCCGAAAGCUUUUCAUACUCAGUUCACGUUGCAACAUUUCAAGGACAGAUAAGCGAUGCAACCGGUUACUAAACGAAUCUUUUUCUCAACAUUGUGUUUUCGGCUUGUUAAUUGAGUGCCAGCUAGGAAAAUAAGAAGCUAUAAAUAUUCUUUGCCGUUUGAUGUAGAGUAAUAUAUUUGCCGUGUGAGUUGUGAGGGUAACAGGAAGUCAUUUGGAAGGUUCCAGGGUAGGUCUCAUGGCGCUGCUGUGCUAAAUCAGGAAAAGGCAAUUCAAUUCAAAAAUAGGAAGUGAAAGAAUAACUGAGAUGAUGUGCACACCCUUUUGUUAUGUCAGCAAACACCUGCUACAUUUUAAAAGUAAAGCUAUUGGUACCACUUUAUUUGACAGUGUGCUCAUAAGACUGUCAUAAUUAUGACAUGACACUGUCAUGAGUAGAAGUGGGAACCUCUUCGUAGCUCAUGAUCAAGGGCGUAGGUUUGCAUAGAGACUGUAGGGACAUAACACUACCAACUUUUCAGGAUGCUCAAAUUGUCCCCACUAACCUUUAAAGUGCACGUGACACAAAAAAGCAUGUUUAUUUCAUAAUACACGCGGUAUUUUAUGCGCCUGAAUGAUAUGGACCGCUUGGAUGUGUGUGGAAGCGAUCGCUAUAUUUAUUUAGUUUUUUGAAUCCAGCGCCAUGAAAAUGAGUGACUUCCGGCUUCGGUCUUGCAUUGAGGAGGAGGGCGCUGUGACGUGUAUGGGAGAAGGACUCCUCUUCACUAUACAGCCUACUGUUGUGUAUGAGGACUAAGGAUUCAGCUGAUUUUUCAGAUUAAUACGUUUAUUUUGCGCAUCACGCCAGCCAAACGGCUGCAGAAAAAUCUUGCUGUAUGAGGGAGAGGCAUGUGCGCCUUUUUGGAGUUUCAAAAGGUUCCCAUUCACCGUGGAUAUUGGCUAAAACAAGCCCGACUGGCACCAUUGGACUUACGAGGAAGUGAGUAAACAUCUUGUUUUGUAUUUUGUCAAAUACGAAUACAGCGAUUACAAAGUAAACACUACAAACUUUCUUUAAAUAAAGGACUACUUACGUUUGAUCAUUGAUAGGCAUGUAAAAAGCUCUCCUCAUGCACAUUAGCUGCACGUUAGCUGCACAACAAUUGCAGCCGCCCUCCUCCGGGGAACGAGCUGUAAAUUGCUCUCUGCCGGGCGGUUUGCCAAUCCGCGAAGACAAUCGACAACGCAGUCGUCAUGUCAAAUAAUCCGGGCUAGUUAUGUGUGAUUUUCCGCUUCGAAGACUUUGAAACAUCACUCGGUUCGGGUUAGCAUGUCGGCUAGCUGUCACGCCUCUUGGUUUGUUUACAUUCUCCGAAGCCGGGGAAGGGAAAUGACACAUGUCCGAUUUAGGUGUCAUAAAAUAUCGUUCGGGAGGUGCGACAGUAAAGGUGAAGUCGACAGUUUUGACCAUUAUGGAGUCAUUUUGCCAUGUCGUCCUGAAUAAGUGCAUUUUUAUUAUUUCAUAUUCCAUUAAGCACAAGACUGUUAUUUGUAAUGACCAUGCCAUUUAUUUAGCAGUUGGGGAAAAUACUUGGAUAAAAAGAAUAUCCUGUAAAAAUAUUGAAGUAAAGAGACAGAAACAAUGACAUUUUGCAGAUCUCUUCGUCGCGUUUUCCUCGUUGUGAAUAGUUCCCCCUCGACGGGCUGACUGGUCCUUCUCAAACCAUUUAUUUAGCUAUUGGGGAAAAAUACUUGGAUAAAAAGAAUAUCCCGUAAAACUAUUGGAGUAGAGAGACAAUGACAUUUUGCGGCUCUCUUCGUCGCAUUUUCCUCAUUCUGAAUAAUUCCCCCUCAAUGGGCUGUAUAGUAAAACCGAUGAGCCCAGUCUCCUGCUGACGUCAUCCACCUGUUGGGGACGCGUGAGUCCUAUAAUGGCAGGCGUGGCUAAUCGGCAUAUUAAAAGACUAAUUUCUCGUCAUCUGCGCUUUGCUAAAUUGUUGUAUAUAGUCGAAUCGUCUCAAAAUAUGAUUGUAAUUCAUAUAAUAAUGCUAUUUAAGACUUUUUUGUUCUCCUGUCGUAUGCUCUUUAAGCAACCUUAUGCAUUACUGUAUAUAAUGAGUUCAGCUAUACAGGUACUUCAGAUUGUCUUCCCAUAUGUUGUAAGGAUAGAAUCGACCCAACUGUUAUUAAGUGAAUUAUUUUCAUUAUGUUCAACUUUUAUUUACCCCUUUUCACUUGCUGAAUGCACCAGUCCCCCCCCCCCACUCAAACGCACGUUUGAUUGGCUGAUGACCUGACCCGCCCCCGACACACACGCACACCCUCACACUCACACAGCACUGGCACAAAUACAUGUCGACAACAUGCCGCCUCCUCCACCCUCUUCGAAGAGGAAUUUUUUUCGGCCAGCAGCAGCCACUGUAAGUAAUUUUAAAAGAUGCUGUUGGAGGCAGUCUUUCAGUUCCUCCGCGUGUUCGUUUUCAAUUCAGGUGAGACGGCUAGACUGGAUCGCAAAGUAAAAGACUGGAGGCAAGAGAUCAUUACUGCGCAGUUUCAGAAAUUUCUGGGUGCACUUAGCUCCAAGACAGGCUGUACAGAAAAUGCACACUGAUCAAGAAACCCGGCCUUCUUUAAAUACAAAUAAGGAGGUGUGACUGAAACACUGGGUGAUUAAUUCUUCCUGUGGAAAUAAGUCAUGAGCCUUGUUGUGUUGGCAGUUAAAAGUCUGAUUCAUGAUUCUCAUGAUGAUAAUCAUGAUGAAGUCAUGAUUAUCUGGGGCAAAACUAACUAUCAGCAGUUUCUAUGAAAAACAACUCCAUUUGAUUGCAUUAGACAAGAUGCAUACUGACUUCAACGCUGAUGUUGUGGAGGUGGGAAACACUAGCCUGGAACUCCAGACUCACCGCUGUUCCAGCAAUAGAGUCUGGGACCCAGCUCCUUAUUGGCCUAUCAAGCCCGAACGAAAUCGUCCGUGCAAUUAGAUUUGUUUAUUUGCGUGAUGUGUUCUUAACGAGCAACGUCAGUCUUGUACGUCGGAAGUUGUCUCCACAACAACACAGAUGGUGAACGGCAGAGCCAAGAAUAUGUUCCUAUCCGCGGUAAAUUCAGUUUUAAAUGACCAAAAACACAUUGAGUCGCUAAAACCAACAGUAUGUCUCGCGCUAGCCAUGUUGAAUAAACUUCUCCGUUCUCCGCUCUCCUUGUAUGUUUACGUCCGUGGCUAAAGUUUCUUGUCACUUUACUGACGUCACGUCUGCCUAGAGGUGGGAAUGUUUGGGCACCUAACGAUUCGAUUCGAUUACGAUUACGAUUCGAUUAUAAAUCGAUUAUUGAUGACCCCCCCACCCCCUGCUAUUAGCUGCUUUUAAUGUUUUGUACAUUAGUUACAAAAACUGUAAUAGAAAAAAAAAAUGUUUUUAAGCCUUGCAGGCUUAAAUACACUACUAUUUCAGUAUCAAGUUAACAGUUAAAAACAAUAAAUAAUAUACUCAAAUCCCCAUUUUUUAUCAGCAUCUUUAAACUACAUUCAAUUAAAUUAAUGUUGUGAAUCAACACAUCAAAAAAACCGUUAAAGUUGCUAAAAAUUGCUCCCGUUAUUCCAUAAUUUCCCUUCUGUCUACUUUCGACAUGUGAAAGUUUUAAAACUAUUUUAAAGAUAGAUUCAAGUCAAUAUUUUGCCGAUUUAGGAAUAUUUUAGAUAAAAAGUUAAUUAGGUUCGCUUGGAAGUUUCGUUACAAAAGCCUUGCAGGGAAGUCUACUGCUUUAAGAUGGCGGCCGUUUACUAACGCCCGUAUCUAGCUUUUUGAACAUGUGCUGCUAACACUACCCAGUCUGUUAUUUUGCAUCUAGUCCUAUAUAAAUAUAUCUACCGUACCAUUACGUGGACGUAGUUUGUAGCAGGUAUCUGCAGCAGUCAGGUAUAUUGUUGUUGUUUUUUAAAUCUCGUGGCAUGAGUUGAGUCAGAGCCGUGAUUUGAGCAUUGUCAUUACCUGAGGGGCCGGGUAAUGACAAGCAUGACGUUUAGCUACUCUCGCGCCGUUCCUCAUUGCGUCCCGAAGACAGCGCGGCGCGCUAAGUGUGUUUUACUUCUGCUCUACUUGACAUACUUCAAUAAUCGGAAUAUGGAUGUUUGUGAAUCGUUCUCGAAUCUUCCACGGCCGAAUCGCGAAUAAUCUAAGAAUCGGAAAUUUCGCACACCUCUACGUCUGCUCGUCGCUAAUUGUUCCACUCAGCUGUCUGUUUGGUGUGGCUUGCUCCGCCCUGGGAAUUCGAUCAGCUGAACAGUCACCAGACUCUAUGGCUUGAACAGUGGUGAGUCUGGAGUUCCAGGCUAGGGAAACACGUCACUAAUUUUGCUACUGAAAGUCCGACCUGCAUUAGAGUUAGCAUAACAUUGAACUGUGUAAACUUGCAAACCUGCAAAACCCGGGUAGGAAGCUGCUUAGAGAGGUGUCCUUCUGUUUGUGUUUUCUAAUGUAAUGUAAUGUAGUGAACUCUGCUGGAAACUAUAGAACCAGAAUAACAUGAGCAAGAAUUUGCUUGAACAGGGACAUACACACAACAUAAUCAUAAUUAACUAUGUACAUUCAAAAGAAAAAAAAAUAAUAAUUGUGGGUUGGGGGGUUGCUGCGAGCUACUCACACUAGCGUUGCAAUCGAUUGGUCAGUUGUGAUCGACAUAAUGAGCACCUCUGAUUUAGCAUAUUAUUAGUAUUAGGGUCAUAAAUUCAUAUGUUGCUAACACAACAUAACAUACACACAACAUAAUCAUAAUUAACUAUGUACAUUAAAAAAUAAAGAUGAAAUCUUGGGAUGUCGCUACCAACACUAGUGUUGCGAUCGACUGGUCGAUCAUGAUCGACAUAAUGAGCACCUCUGAUUUAGCAUAUCAAUGUAUUAGGGUCAUAUUUGUGAGAAAUGUAGCCCUGACCCCUAUUCACCCAAUCUGUUUGGCAAAAAGUGUACAUGCAGGAAAUGCUGUUAUAUCGUCCCUUCCAAUGUUGAGACCAAGCCUACGCCCUUGAUCAUGACACGAUACGACUUGCGAUACAAAGCUCACAAUAGCGAUGAUCUCACGAUAUGGCUGUGCAACGGUUUAGGGCUGCAGCUAUCGAUUUUUUUAGUAGUCGAUUCAUCAAUGAACAAUUUAACUCGAAUAAUCGAGUAAAACACUAGAGCUGAACCUCAAAUUGUAUCAAAACAUUAAUAAAUGAGGAUCUAAGUACAGCAAAAGAACAAUUGGCUAACUUACAUAGCAAAAGUUCGCUAGCUUAAAUUCUAUAAAAUGCUAACAUUUUUUUUUUUUUACAAUGCUCUUAACUAGUGCUGCAACGAUUAAUCCAUUAACUCGAGUAUUCGAUUAGAAAAAUAUAUUCGAAUUAAAUUUUGUUGCUUCGAGUAUUCGUUUAAUUGAAGUGGCAUUGUAAUGGUUUAUUUUGAAAGUGUUUGAUCUGCCUCAUUUCAGAUGGCUGAAUCCAGCUGCUCCCUGUUAAGACCAACGUAAGCUAAGUUUUUGUUUGAGCUAAUGUUUUUUUAAUGCAUUUGUAAUUUAGGUUAUAUGUAUAUUGCCUGAACCAUUUGUUAAGAGCAUUGAAAAAAAAAAAAAAAAGUUAGCAUUUUAUAGCAUUUAAGCUAGCGGACUUUUGCUAUGUAAGUUAGCCAAUUGUUCUUUUGUUGUAUUUAGAUCCUUAUUUAUUAAUUCUUUAUACCGUUUGAUGCUCAGCUCAGGUAUUUUAAUUUUUUAUGUUCCUUAUCCGAUUACUCAAUUAUUCGAACUAACUAGUUAAUCGAUUAAUCGACUACUAAAAUAAUCGAUAGCUGCAGCCCUACUCUUAACAUAUGGUUCAAACAUGUAUUCCCACAAAAAAAACGGCUUAAUACACUAUGAAAUAAAUAAUGAAUGCAUUAAAAGACAUUAGCUCAAACAAACGCUUAUGUUGGUCUUAACAGUGAGCAGCUGGAUUCAGCCAUGUGAAAUGAAUUAUGUCAUAUUCACUGUUGCCACUAGAGGGAAGGUAAAAACUCUAGGCUAAUGCAAGGCUCCUGCUAAACUCCAUUUUGAAAAAAAAAUCUCUCCAUAAUAGCAUUUAAUUGUACAUUUUAAAAAAAGAAUAGUGGUUCUUGUUGACCUCAGAGAGAUUGCCAUAAUUGCUGCGUAAGUACCGUGAAUGUGCAACGGACAAAAUGUUUCAACGUCCACUUUUCCAUUUUUUUUUUCUUUGCCUGAAGACAGUUGUGUGUUUGACCUUGAUCAAAAAGACUUGAUGUAGUACGGUUAUUCACAAGCCCUGGAGGUGAUUUGAACAAUCCACCAGCUGCAGAAUUCAAUUAAUUAAGAGAGUGCUUUGAGCGGCAAGCAGAGUGGAAGACGAAUUAAAACGGUGAGAUUCAGAAGAAUUUAAAUGUGUUUGCGUGCUUGUGUGAUUGUAUUCAGUAUAUCUACAGUACACCUUUCGGUGCAGUAAUUGCAGUGGUAACUCAUUCGCUGCCAUUGACGGUGAUGGACGUCUAAUGCAGUGCUUCUCAAAUUUUUUCUGUUUCUGUUAUUAUUGUGUCCCUCUUAAUAUUAAAGAAAAAAAUAAUGUAGAUUAACUUAAAGUAUAACUAUCUUAACAUUGUUGUGUUUGUAACAGAAAAGACUUAAGGUGCAUCACUUUGUCUGAAUAAAACAAAAAAAAAGUCACAUCUGAAAUGCAAAAAUACACUUAAGGUACAUUUUAUGACCAUUUAAUAUUGAAAAAUAAAAUGUAAUAAAAUGAUUAGCAACAUUAACUCAUGAGAACAAUAUGCUAAACCAUUUGACCGAAAAAACAAAAAUUGGACAGUGUCAUUGGACAGAGAGACAGUUUUUUUUUGCUUUUUUGCACUGAACAACUUGGUAUGCCACCUUAUAUGAUGCUAACAGAGCUCGCUGGUUUACUGAUGUAACACUGACAACGCGGGACGAUUGUUUGCAAUAUUCGGCACGCUACAUACACUUUGUCAUAUUUCCUCGUUUUAGCUCUUCAUAUCUCCAGCGAUCUUUGCUGUGUGUUCUUGUUUGGUUAAAAAUACUACGCACACUCUGAAAAUGAACACGCCAGUGCCACCCAGAGUGGAUGUGCAAUUAUACUUUAUUCUAGUACGGCAAAAAAGUAUGUUCCCCGAGGUCUCAUACGCCACCCCCAGCAUUGCUCUACGCCACCCUUGGGGAGGUUUGAAAUGGAUUGGAUGUCUACGGGCAGAAGUGGGUUGAGUAGCCGAAAAUUUUACUCAAGGAAGAGUAGCGUACCUUCAAAGUAAUAUUACUGAAGUAAAAGUAGUCAUCCAAAAAAUGUACUCAAGUACAAGUUAAAAAAAAGUAUUUGAUGAAAAGAAGACUCAAGUAAUGAGUAACAUUGUGAGUCACUGCUUACGAUGUUUGACUUUUUUUUUUUCUAAACAAUGGCAUUUUUCUCAGCACAAAGUUAUCUAUAGGAACUGUUAUUACUAUACGGUACAAUCACCAUAUUAAGGCAAAGAAACCCUCAACCACCUAAACUUUCAAAAAGUUACUCAAGUAAAAAUAACAAUAAAUUUAACAUGUUACUACCCACCCCUGUCUACUAAUGACAAACUAAUUUAAUGUCACAGCACAAGGAUGAAAAGAGCCACGUGACUGGACGCCUAUCAUCGCCAAUGGCACUGAAAGAGUUAAGAAAACUACAUUAGGAUUAGAAAAAUGCUUAAAUAGCUAUACGUUAAGAGUAUUAAAAGUGAUUAGUUUUUGACAUGUGUAAAGUAUUGUUUUGUGAAUCAAACAUUGAUUUACUUGUAAAAUAAUAUAUUAAGAAAGUUGCAGACACAUGGUUACUCCAGAAGAAAGACUGAACUGUUAUGUUACAUUUGAAUAAUAAA
This is a messenger RNA of Corythoichthys intestinalis (scribbled pipefish), 9360 nucleotides long. It is a transcript of the gene cavin1a, whose product is annotated as caveolae associated protein 1a. Bases 199 to 1410 code for a protein of 403 amino acids. NCBI's taxonomy places the organism in Eukaryota, Metazoa, Chordata, Actinopteri, Syngnathiformes, Syngnathidae. Gene Ontology annotation, molecular function: rRNA primary transcript binding. Gene Ontology annotation, biological process: termination of RNA polymerase I transcription; transcription initiation at RNA polymerase I promoter. The record is from RefSeq and is a predicted model, not a curated record. Gene Ontology annotation, cellular component: cytoplasm; caveola. The transcript is spliced from 2 exons.